Molecule: messenger RNA, 1314 nt
Organism: Hydatigera taeniaeformis
Lineage: Eukaryota; Metazoa; Platyhelminthes; Cestoda; Cyclophyllidea; Taeniidae
Source: the annotation of a GenBank genome assembly
AUGGAUAAUCCAACACCGUGCAGUCUAAGCAGACACGGUCACCUCUGUAAAUUUCCGUAUGUCUGCCACGAUUUCCGACCGAAUAUGACAAAGGCGGCGAUCGCCCAGCGUCGUGCCAUCAUGGCCAACAUGAGCGCCGAUCCCUACGCUUUCACAGGCUUCAUCAAGCUACCAGAGCGGUGGCCUGGUCCUAAUUAUGGCAUCACUAAUUUCGACAAUCUCGCAGCUUCCAUGCUCACCGUCUUUCAGUGUGUCACUAUGGAAGGGUGGACCAAUGUCCUCUACUGGAUGAACGAUUCACAAGGCAUGGAGUGGCCCUUUCUAUACUUCGUUAGCCUUAUCAUCAUUGGCUCCUUCUUCGUGAUGAAUCUUGUUCUGGGUGUUCUAAGCGGGGAGUUUUCAAAAGAGAGAGAAAAAGCUAAGAAACGAGGGAAAUAUCAGAAGGCCAGGGAACAAAUGCAGUUUGCUGAAGAUGUUCAGGGAUAUUUGGAUUGGAUUGGGGCAGCCGAAGAUCUCAGUGAUGAUGAAGAUAAUGCCAACCGUUUGGACGUCAAGGAGAAACGUAAGCAUUCUUCUCGGCGAUCAAGAAGGCUUAACCGGCGAUGCAGACGGUCUUGCCGUCGGAUGGUUAAAUCACAAACUUUUUAUUGGACUGUAAUUGUUCUCGUCUUUCUAAACACCGGUGUUCUUACCUCGGAGCAUUACGGUCAACCGAAGUGGUUAGAUGUCUUUCAAAGUGAUGCAAACGUUGUGUUUGUGGUUCUCUUCACAAUUGAAAUGCUGCUGAAGAUGUAUAGUCUGGGUGUGCGGUGCUACUUUGACUACAUGUUUAAUCGCUUUGACUGCUUCGUGGUAAUCUGCAGUAUUCUCGAGAUCGUGUUCAUCAUGACCAAACUGAUGCCUCCACUUGGUGUUUCUGUGUUUCGAUGUGCUCGUCUUCUUAGAGUCUUCAAAGUUACAAGAUACUGGAACAGUCUACGAAAUCUGGUUGGCUCACUUCUGGCAAGUAUGCGGUCGAUUGCAAGCCUUUUGGUACUACUCUUCCUCUUCAUUGUCAUAUUUGCACUCCUGGGAAUGCAAAUAUUCGGCGGCAGAUUUAAUUUCCUCAGCCUACGGAAACCGCGUUCAAAUUUCGAUAACUUCUACCAAGCGCUUACAACAGUGUUUCAGAUUCUGACUGGUGAAGAUUGGAACGAGGCAAUGUACAUGGGGAUAAAAUCCUAUUCUGCUCAGCCGUUCGGAAGUCUUGUUUGCCUCUACUACGUUUUCCUCUUUAUUUGUGGUAACUGUAUCCUUUGCUGCAGAGUCAUCUGA